AUCACAUGCUUAUGCUGGAUCAGUUCCUGUUUAAUCAUGCAUUAAUUCUGUAGCAGUUCGAGCACAUUCAAAAUGAGUUUUUAUAUCUGUUUAUUAGAUAAAGGCAGAAAGACAGAGAUAUCUGUGGCGAACUCAAAGGAGGAAUUCAAGAACACAAGAGUUAAAGAAGUAGAAAUCAAAAUCGGUGUAACGGAUGGUUAACUUAAAGGAGAGUUUUCAUCGAUCCAUUUGUAUCAAGCUUCCUUAAGGGACUUUUAUUUUGGUAAGCGACUUGAUGCGCGACCUAUGCGCGUGACAUUUGGACCGUAUAAAGUGGGGCCCAUUUCCGCCAGGUGUAUGUGUGUGUGUGUGUGUGUGUACGCUGAUUGAAGGACGCAGCUUGCCGUUUCUCUCCUAUUGUAUUUUGUGCAUCCCACUAGAGGGUUAUAAGGUAAACGAGUUUAUUUUCUUCUGUUGUGUAACUGUAUUGUUUUAUGUUGGGUUUGUGUAAGAGUUAUAGUGUUUGUUUGUUUUUGUUUUUUGUUUAUUUGCUGUAGCUCUUACGGUGUCUACAUGAGUGUCACGAAUAAAACGUUAAUGGAAACAUCAGUUUAAGGAGCAUCUGACCAUCAUUCCAGUGGGGUAGCAACAGUAAGAGCUUGGCCAUUCGUCGUUGAAAUCUGCUGCAUUAAUGACCGGUGUCCACGAUGAUGGGUCUUUAAGGAGUGUUCACGGGCAGCGGAUUGAUUUCUGAUGGUCAACUGAUGAUCGUUUACGGUUAACUACGGCUGAAAAGGAGGAUUAAACGACACGUUACGGACUGUGAAACUCUGUGUUCUUCUUCAGGUGACAUUUAUUGUUCGACACACAUCUACAACAGCAAACGGACAUCAAGGGGAAACGUUUAAUCAACGAAAGACGUUCGCCUUUAAGGUUAAAAUAAGGGUUUAUGCACCUUCAGUGACUUUAAUAGAAAUUGUGAAAACGUUUGUUGUGUUUGAAUAAGAUAUUUAUACAGGUGUUUUAAGAAAUCUUUCUAAAAAGGAAAAAGGGGUAUUUUUAAAUUUACUGUUGAUGCAAAUAUUGAGGCUAUAAAUAUUGAUGAUUUAUUCUUUAGGAAUUUAAAUAUUUUUUAACUGUGUUGGAUAUAUAUUGUAUAGUCGUGCAUUAAUCUGAUAAUUUUAAAAUGACAGAGUUAAAUUGUUCUUUUGAUAAUGUUGAAUGUGAAAGGCAGAUUAACAGUCUCCAACAUGAUAUUGAAACCCUUAACAAUGAGUAUCAAACAUCAACAGAUGGCAUAGACCGACAACAGAUAAUAGAGACUAUUGAGGCUAAAGAACGAACUUUGAGUGAACUUAAAGGUAAAUUACAAGGAGAUUUAGGAGAGACUCAGGGUCCUCGACGUUCUGUUCGUCCAAAAAAUCCUACUGAGAAAAUGCUUGCAUUUCAAAGAGAUGAAAUUCAAAAGAAAGAAAGAAAGCUUAUCUCCCUGUAUGAAAAAUGGAAAACGUUAGCACGCAGUUCCAGAGAUCAACUCAAGUCUGAUAUUACUGAGAGCCAGUUAGCAUUUCUUAUUGAUACCCUAGAAGAGGGAAAGGAGAACAUCAUGCAUCUCUAUGUUGAAAUUAGAGACCAUGUUACACCAUCUACUGAAUUAAGACGCCGUAUCGAUGCUUGUGAGGCAGUGACAACAGAUAUAAUUAAAGUUGCUUAUGAAAGAAUAUCAGGCAUUGAUGAAUUUGAUGCAGUUCAAGUAAAACAUCGCUUAAAAGAGCUUCUUGAAUCUAGCUAUGCUCAUUCUAUUUAUGGCUCCACUGUUUCCCGAAUGAGUCACAAGUCCUCUGCCCAGUUAAGCCAUCGUACUGCAUCCUCAUGUGUCGCUUCAAAACAGGCUGAAGCAGCCGCAGAACUGGCAGCAAGGGAAGUGGAGUAUAAAAUACUAAUGGAGGAAACUAAACAGAAGGAGAAAAUUCAAGAAUUAAAAGACAAACAAGAGAGAGACUUGAAUGCUCAAAGGCGUGAACUAGAGAAAUUACAGGCCGAAAAGGAUUUAAAGGUAGCUCAGGCAAGGUUUGAGGCCUACAAUCGUAUGGCAGCUCAAGAAGUUGAUGAUCCUUCAACAAAUUGUAUUAUUGGAGAACAGUAUUGUUUGCCUCUAAGCACUUCUAUCCAACCUGCUAAUGAAACAUCUCCAUCUCAAAACGAACUGCCUUCUCUUGUGCAAGCUCUGCAAGACAGUAUAAAUUUGAACAGACUGCCAGCUCCAGAGCCCUUUGUGUUUAAUGGUGAUCCCAUUCACUAUGUUGAGUGGAAGGCUUCCUUUAUGUCAUUGAUUGAUAAAAAGAGUGUAUCUGCUGCUGACAAACUCUACUAUCUGAAAAGGUAUGUUGGUGGAUCGGCACGCAAGACCUUGGAUGGAACGUUUUUCAGGAGUGAUGUUGAUGCUUAUAAGGAUGCUUGGAGUAGAUUAGAUCAAAGGUAUGGUCAACCAUUUGUAAUACAACGUGCCUUUCGACAGAAACUUUCAAACUGGCCAAAAAUUAAUUCAAAGGAUGCUGUGGGACUGAGAGAAUUUUCGGAUUUUCUUAAUGCCUGUCAAGAUGCCAUGCCUCAUGUUGCAAGUCUACAAAUUUUAAACGAUUGUGAGGAAAACCAAAGGUUGGUUCAAAAACUACCUGGGUGGGCUGCUUCACGUUGGAAUCGACAAGUGACGCAAACCUUGAGAGACAAUAAGGAUUUUCCUGAUUUUAAGACCUUUGCAGCAUUUGUUUCAUUAGAGGCAGAGAUUGGUUGUAAUCCAGUCACGUCAUCUUAUGCUCUCAGCUUUGCAUCUGCUGAUAAACACAAUUUGAGAGAAACAAGAAGUAAAGUCACUGUCCUCAAUACUCAGACCAUAUUGGGGUCUGAAAGGCCAAAGACCGCAGAGAAAAAUGUAAAGCCUCCCUGUAUAUUUUGUCAGGAUCCUAAGCAUCAGCUUCGUGAUUGUUCCAAAUUGAUGAUCAACACAUUAGCAGAACGAAGGGUAUUUGUAAAGGAAAAUAAUCUCUGUUAUGGAUGUUUGAAAACUGGCCAUCGUGCAAGAGACUGUCGCUAUCGUCUUUCCUGUAAUACAUGUAAAGGGAAACAUCCAACUUGCCUUCAUGAUGAUAACUUUAUCAAGAGAGAAGGGCCAGUCUCUGUAACAGCAUUUGCUCCAACAUCAGAAGAUGAGUCAACCGCUGUUGUAUCCUUGAGCGUGGCUGGAAGGGGAUCAUCUUAUACAUCAAUGGUUGUACCAGUGUGGUUAUCAUCAAGCAAAGACGUGAGUAUAGAAAAAUUAGUUUAUGCCUUACUUGAUUCACAAAGUGAUACAACCUUUAUCGACCAAGAAGUGAGCAAUGUCUUGCAGGCAGAUAAAUCUCCUGUUAAGUUAAAAUUGACAACUAUGACUGGAAAGGACACCAUAGUGAAGAGUGAAAGGAUUUCAGGACUUCGUGUAAGAGGUUAUAGUUCUGCCACUUAUAUCGAUCUCCCUCCUGUCUAUACUAAAGACUGCAUUCCAGUUAACCAUGCACAUAUACCUACAUGUGAAACAGCUAAACGUUGGAACCAUCUUUCUCCUAUGGUUGAAGAGAUACCCUCUUUGAAGGACUGUGAGGCUGGGCUUUUGAUUGGCUACAAUUGUGCUAGAGCACUGGCGCCAAGACAAGUGAUUGUAGGAGAGUAUGAUGAACCUUAUGCGGUUAAAACUGAUCUAGGCUGGAGCAUUGUUGGACCUUCAUUACCCAAGCCUGAUUCCUCUGGUGUUUCUAGUCUCUGUCACAGACUUUCUGCCAAAGAAGUUCCUCCAUUGACUCCAGCAGAUGCUAUUCGUGUUUUAGAAUCUGACUUUAGGAAUGUUGAUGAUGAUAAAACUUUAUCCCAAGAUGACAUCAUAUUUUUGAAUAAGUUGAGUAAUGGUAUAAGGAAAAAUAGCUUUGGACACUUUGAAAUGCCUUUGCCCUUUAAAGAAAGGCCUUGUUUGCCAGAUAACAGACAGCUGGCUCUUGUACGACUUAACCAUCUAAAGAGAAAAUUGUUAAAGGAUCAAAGAUACAAGGAGCAUUAUGUGGAAUUUAUGGAGGAUGUCAUUAAAAGAGGAGAGGCAGAGGAAGUGAAAGAUGUUGGGAGUGAAGGUAACAAAUGGUAUAUUCCUCAUCACGGUGUUUACCACCCCAAGAAACCAAGCAAAUUGAGAGUAGUUUUUGACUGUUCUGCAAGGUAUGAUGGAAUCAGUUUAAAUGAUCAUCUCCUUCAAGGACCUGACUUGUUAAACAGUUUGACUGGUGUUCUUCUUAGAUUUCGCCAGCACCCUGUUGCUUUAAUAUGUGAUGUUGAGAAAAUGUUUCAUCAGUUCCAUGUACAUGAAGCAGACAGAGAUUUUCUGCGUUUCUUGUGGUGGAGAAAUGGAGACUUGAAAGAACAACCUAAAGAGUACAGAAUGACUGUCCAUCUCUUUGGAGCAUCUUCAUCUCCAGGAUGCGUGAAUUACGGACUAAAGCAUCUGGCUGAAGGUAACAAAGAACAGUACCCUUUGGGCUCUCAGUUUGUAAUGAAUGAUUUCUACGUAGAUGAUGGUGUUACAAGUGUACAAACAGCAGAGGAUGCAAUUCAGCUCGCUCAAGAAGCCAGAGAACUCUGUGCCAUUGGUGGCCUUAGACUUCACAAAUUUGUGUCCAAUGAUAAAUCUGUCCUGGAAAGUAUUCCUCCCUCUGAACGAGUAAUUAAUGUAAAAGAACCUGAUCUCUCAUUCAAUGACUCCUUGACAGAGCGAACAUUGGGGAUUCAGUGGAACAUGGAACUUGAUUGUUUUAAGUUUGAUAUUUGUCUCAAGGAACAGCCAGCAACUCGACGUGGAAUCUUAUCUACAAUUGCAUCGGUGUAUGACCCAUUAGGAUUCUUGGCUCCAUUCAUCCUUCAUGGUAAGAAAAUACUCCAGGAAGUAUGCAGACAGGGUACUGGUUGGGAUGAUUCACUGAAUAACGAGUUGCAGCCAAGGUGGGAGUGUUGGAAAGGAGAUUUGAGCAACUUGAAAAGAGUGAAUAUUCCCCGCACAUAUGCUCCUCCUGGGUUUGGAAAGGUAAAAGAAGUAGAGCUGCACCAUUUUUCAGACGCUAGUACUAGUGGAUAUGGACAGUGCUCAUAUCUGAGAUUGAAAAAUGAAAGGGAAGAUGUCCAUGUUGCUCUUGCCAUGGGAAAGUCCCGUGUAUCUCCUUUAAAGAUCACAACUAUUCCUAGGUUGGAGUUGACAGCCGCAGUUGUUUCAGUGAAUGUCAGCAAAGUCCUUAGAAAAGAACUUCGAUAUAUUGACAUCACAGAGUUUUUCUGGACUGACUCCAAGGUUGUUCUGGGAUAUAUCAAUAAUGAAGCCAGGCGAUUCCACACAUUUGUUGCUAACAGAGUACAAAGGAUUCAUUUAAGUACAGUUCCACAGCAAUGGAGAUAUGUUCCAACAAAGGACAAUCCUGCAGAUCAUGUCUCAAGAGGUCUUACUGUGGAUGAACUGAUUUCAUCUAACUGGUUCACAGGGCCAGGGUUCUUAUGGAAUAAGGAGAUGGCACUCCCUCCUAUUGAAGUUCCAGAACUACAUUCAAGUGACUCUGAAGUCAGAAGUUUUCAAACACUUAACACAAAGGCAGUGGAACAGGAAUCUAUUGUAGAUCGUCUGUUAAAGUUUUCAUCUUGGUCCAAUUUGGUUAGAGCAAUUGCACGUAUUCAACGACGAAUUAAUAAAGAUAAAUCAAGCAGUCUCUCUACAGUUGAUGAAAGAGAAAAGGCAGAGUGCCUAAUUGUUAAACUUUUACAAAGGCAUGUGUUUCAUCAUGAACUGAAAGUCUUAAGCAAAGGUGUCCAGUUAUCAUCUCACAAUGAAUUGUACAACCUUGACCCAUUUCUUGACAUUGAUGGUGUGUUCAAGGUGGGAGGACGACUAAGUAAUUCUUCUCUCUGUAGUCGACUCAAACAUCCUGCAAUUAUUCCUAAAGACCAUCAUAUUACAAGGUUGAUCAUAGCUGACUGCCAUGAAAGAGUUAAGCAUCAAGGUAAAGGGUUUACCAUCAAUGAAAUCCGUUCAAAGGGUUUUUGGAUCCCAGGCAUCAAUCGUACUGUAGCAUCUUAUGUGCGGAAUUGUGUGACUUGUAGAAAACACAGGCGACCAACGGAAGCGCAAAAGAUGGCUGACUUGCCUCCAGAGAGAGUAAAUCCUUCACCACCUUUCACUUACAGUGGUAUGGACUGUUUUGGCCCAUUUUUUGUGAAACAAGGACGAAAAGAGUAUAAAAGAUAUGGAUUGAUCUUUACUUGUUUCUCUUCCCGUGCCAUUCAUAUUGAGAUGCUUGAUUCUUUGUCAACAGAUUCUUUCAUUAAUGGCUUGCGUUGCUUUAUUGCCUUACGUGGAGCAGUUCGGCAGAUAAAAUCUGAUCAAGGAAGUAACUUUGUGGGUGCUAAGAAGGAGUUGACUGAAGCUCUCAAAGAACUUGACACAGAGAAGCUGAAUAAUUUCUUGUCUGAGAACCAGUGUGACUUUGUCAUGAAUGCACCAUGUUCAAGUCAUUCUGGAGGUGUAUGGGAACGACAGAUUAGGACUGUUAGAAGUGUUCUCCAGUCUACGCUUUUAAUUGCUUCUGAAAGGAUUGACGAUUCAUCUUUAAGAGCAUUCCUUUAUGAAGCAAUGUCAAUUGUAAACAGUCGCCCACUCACUGUUGAUAAUUUAAAUGAUUCAAAUAGUCUUGAACCUAUAACACCAAAUCACUUUCUUACCAUGAAAUCAACCAUUGCCUUACCUCCCCCAGGCAAGUUCACUAAAGAAGAUCUUUAUGCUAGGAAAAGGUGGCGCCAGGUUCAGUAUCUUGCUGAACAAUUUUGGAGUCGUUGGCGUAAAGAGUACCUUUCAAAUAUUGCUGUCAGACAGCGUUGGCACACCCCUAAGAGAAAUCUUUUAAUCGGGGAUAUAGUGAUUGUCAAGGACAAUGAUCUACCUAGGCAUAAAUGGUCAUUAGGUAGGAUUGUAGAAACAACCAUAGAUUCAGAUGGACUUGUGAGGAGAGUCAGAGUUCGUCUUGGUGACAAAAGUUUUGGAAAGAAGGGACAAUGUCUUGGUAGGCCUUCUGUUAUUGAACGUCCUGUUCAGAAGUUGGUUUUAUUGUUGGGGAGUUGUUAAAUGUUGUGUUUUUUUUUUUUUUUUUUUUUUUUUUUUUUUUUCUUAACUGUAUUUGUAUUGUUUGAAGUUUCACUGUAAUUUUGAAAUCAUUUUGUUUUAUUAUAACUCAUGAUUUGGUGGGAGUGUAACGGAUGGUUAACUUAAAGGAGAGUUUUCAUCGAUCCAUUUGUAUCAAGCUUCCUUAAGGGACUUUUAUUUUGGUAAGCGACUUGAUGCGCGACCUAUGCACGUGACAUUUGGACCGUAUAAAGUGGGGCCCAUUUCCGCCAGGUGUAUGUGUGUGUGUGUGUGUGUGUGUGUGUGUGUACGCUGAUUGAAGGACGCAGCUUGCCGUUUCUCUCCUAUUGUAUUUUGUGCAUCCCACUAGAGGGUUAUAAGGUAAACGAGUUUAUUUUCUUCUGUUGUGUAACUGUAUUGUUUUAUGUUGGGUUUGUGUAAGAGUUAUAGUGUUUGUUUGUUUUUGUUUUUUGUUUAUUUGCUGUAGCUCUUACGGUGUCUACAUGAGUGUCACGAAUAAAACGUUAAUGGAAACAUCAGUUUAAGGAGCAUCUGACCAUCAUUCCAGUGGGGUAGCAACAAUCGAUUUCUUCGUUUGUCCUAGUGAACCUUGUCCACUUUUCUACAAAGGCAAGCGUCUAGACAGGAAUCGCACACUUGGCUCUUAUGGCAUUAAACACAAGGCUGUCAUCUGCAAAGAAUAUCGAAACAGUGAUCAGGAUCUCUACGGUAUCGCAAUUUUAAGACGAUGCAAACACAGAUACCCUCCACCUGUAGAUGAACAUGUAGGAGCCAAACGAAAAGAUGAAGUUGAAAUAAUUCCCAGGUCCUGCUCUAUGGAAAAACUAUUAUGUGAUAUGCAGCAGCCUCAGUGAAUAAUGUUCAGUCUCUCAUGAUCCUGAUCAAUAUAUUGAUAGUGUGAUCAGGUAUCAGGUUACUUAGUAAACACAUUAUGAGAAAACCAGUUCACUGUGUUUAAAAUUACACACUUUAAAGUGCGGUAGAUUUUCUCUGACGCACCUGACUUAAGUCUCAGAUUCUGGGUCUGAUAAGACUAUAGAGCUUCAAAUUAUGUAAUAUGUCGAAAUUUUGUGCUGUUUAUUCUGUACAUAUUAUUGUGUUUUUUCUUCUUUUAAUAGUUUGAGUUCAAAAUAAAGAUUUCAUCCAUUCUUUCAUAAAAGUGUGUAUAAAGGAUAUAUAUAUAUUUGUAUAAAGGAUCUAUUUAUAGUUUUAAAAGUGACUAAAUACUUGUUUUCACCCUAGAAGUGCUUUUAUAUUCAACUAAACUACAUAUUUUGUGUUAUUUUAGUGCUCAGGUACAUGAAUUGAGACACACUAACUUUGUGUUUAUAUAAAAAUGGACAGAAAUGAACCUGUAUGUCUUUAUUACCAUUUAACUGAAUAAAAAUUAUAACUACUUUAACCUCA
Messenger RNA from Megalobrama amblycephala (Wuchang bream), 8581 nucleotides. RefSeq lists its product as uncharacterized. The transcript has 3 exons. Gene Ontology annotation, biological process: DNA integration. Gene Ontology annotation, molecular function: nucleic acid binding; zinc ion binding. The coding region runs from base 1166 to 7156 and encodes 1996 amino acids. NCBI's taxonomy places the organism in Eukaryota, Metazoa, Chordata, Actinopteri, Cypriniformes, Xenocyprididae. The record is from RefSeq and is a predicted model, not a curated record.